This is a messenger RNA of Haemonchus placei, 477 nucleotides long. The record is from the annotation of a GenBank genome assembly. Lineage: Eukaryota; Metazoa; Nematoda; Chromadorea; Rhabditida; Trichostrongylidae.
AUGAAGAACAUCCUGCUCCGCGCUCACCUUUUCGACAUUGCGGUCCUUCCUGCUUCGACACACGCCUCAGAGACUCAGCCUCUACGAAAGCAGGAUGAGCAUACAAUUAGCGUCAUUCAACGCCUUUUGGGUAGAACUUUGAAUUUCUUUACAGACGCAAGUGCAGAAGGGAACCGGGAAUUCCGAGCUCCGCCAACGAACGAAGAUUUGGGAUGCCGUUGCCUACGCCAAGAAAUCGAAGAUCAGGUGGCGGACAUGUUACGCAAUAUUGUGAUGGACCACCCCGCUUACGGGCUGGAUUUCUAUGGACGUCAAAGGAACACCAGGAGAGUUGCGAUGGUCAGAUUUCUUCACGAAAGCUUCGAACGAAAAGAAUGUUUUGUCGGUGUCCUGGAGCAAGUACGACUCACUGGACUACUUCGGCUCGCGACAGGGACAAAUGAAGACGUUACUGGGGCCGCUCGAGAAAAUCGAUGA